UCAAGCACAUAAUAUUCUCUUUUAUCUUCUUUCUCUGCUACCAUUCAAUUCUCUUCUUUAGUACUACUCUUCUUCCAGUUUCUUAGCUUACAAUGGCGGGAAAAGACAAAGCUGAAGGUCAUGCAAUCGGGAUCGACCUGGGGACAACCUACUCGUGUGUGGCCGUGUGGCAGUAUGAUCAUGUAGAAAUUAUAGUGAACGAUCAGGGUUACAGGACAACUCCAUCUCACGUUGCCUUCACUGAUGCCGAAAUACUGGUUGGUGAUGCUGCAUUUAACCAGCUCAUCAGAAACCCUUCCAACUCCAUCUUUGAUGCAAAGCGGUUAAUUGGUAGAAGAUUUAGUGACGCAUGUGUCCAAGAUGAUAUUAAGUUGUGGCCUUUCAAGGUCAUUGAAGGUCCUCAUGAUAAGCCUACGAUUGUGGUCACUCACAAGGGCCAAGAGAAGCAGUUUUCUGCUGAAGAAAUCUCAUCCAUGCUUUUGGGAAAGAUGCGAGAGAUUGCUGAGGCCUUCCUCGGCUCAACUGUUAAGAAUGCGGUCAUCACAGUCCCUGCUUACUUCAGUGACUCACAGCGUCAGGCUACAAAAAAUGCAGCUAUCAGUGCCAGCCUAAAGGUGUCACGUAUCAUCAAUGAACCAACUGCUGCAGCCAUUGCUUAUGGCCUUGACAAGAAGGCUGGCUGGUACAGCAAGAGAAAUGUUAUGAUGUUUGAUUUCGGUGGUGGUACUUUAGAUGUGUCACUAGUUACCAUUAGUUGCGGCGUGUUUGAUGUGAAAGCCACUGCUGGGGAUACUCACCUUGGAGGUGAAGACCUAGAUAACAGAAUGGUGAAGUACUGUGUCGAGCAAUUCAAGAGGAAGAAUAAUUUAGACGUGACUGGAAACUCCAAAGCACUAAGGAGGUUAAAAAAUAGUUGUGAGAAAGCAAAGAGGAGACUUUCAUUUACGUCUUCAACAGACAUUGAAAUUGACUGUUUGCAUGAAGGUAGUGAUUUUUGUACAACUAUUACUCGGGCAAAAUUUGAAGAACUCAAUAGGGAUUUCUUUAUCAAGUGUAUGGAGCCGGUGAAUAAGUGUUUGGAGGAUGCUAAAAUGGACGUAAGCAGCAUCCACGAUGUUGUUCUUGUUGGUGGCUCUUCGAGAAUUCCUAAGGUGCAAGAACUCUUACAAAAUGUCUUCAAGGGUAAGGAGCUGUGCAAAGGCAUUAAUCCGGAUGAGGCAGUGGCUUACGGUGCUGCUGUUCAGGCUGCAGUCCUGAAUGGGAAGGGAAAUGAAAAGCUUCAAGACCUCACUUUGUUGGAUGUCACGCCGCUAUCACUCGGGGUGGAGACUGGGCGUGAACGGGACAUGACUGUUGUGAUACCAAGAAACACUAAAAUGCCCGUCAAGAGGAAUUAUACUGUUACCACUCGGCAUGACAACCAAGCAGUUGUUAGAUUUGCCGUUUAUGAAGGCGAGAGUACAACAACAGUGAAUAAUUACUUUCUGGGUGAUUUUAGGCUCAAAGACAUUCCUCCAGCUCCGAGGGGUGUUCCUAAAUUCAAUAUUGUCUUUGAUAUUGAUUCCAAUGGGAUUCUGAACGUAUCUGCUGAAGACAUGUUGACUGGCCAGAAGAAGGGGAUAACUCUCACAAAUGACACAACUUGUGAAGGAAUUGAAAGAAUAAUGUAAGAAAGAAUCUUAUGUCAUGCUAAAGACUGAAACAUGAUUUGUUUUACUUAUACGUGCCUACUGUGUAAUUUAUCUUGAUAAAAUGGUUCUAAUGUUUCAACUAUUAUGUUAAUUUUGAAUUCGUGCUUUCA
Molecule: messenger RNA, 1801 nt
Organism: Malus domestica (apple)
Lineage: Eukaryota; Viridiplantae; Streptophyta; Magnoliopsida; Rosales; Rosaceae
Product: heat shock cognate 70 kDa protein-like
Cellular component (GO): cytoplasm
Molecular function (GO): ATP binding; ATP-dependent protein folding chaperone
Source: RefSeq, a predicted model, not a curated record